UUGUUAUCUCUGAAGAUCCUGUCACAAGUCUAUUCAGUGAUAUGACCUAAGCACGCACCCAGCAAGGUUAACUAUUAAGUUAUUGGGAUGAAAGUUCAGAGAGCCUGCCUUUAAUUGGAACAUCAGAAUGGGAACUAGUACACUGGAAAAGAGUAAAGAAGAAACAGCACAAUCAUAGUAAAUUCCUCUUCCAGAAGUACUCUAGGAAGCAUUAUGGAGAAGUUCUGCAACUCUACUUUUUGGAAUUCCUCAUUCCUGGACAGACCUGAGGUGGACUUGCCACUGUGUUUUGAACAAACUGUUCUUGCUUGGAUUCCCUUGUGUUUUCUUUGGCUCUUGGCUCCUUGGCAGCUUCUCCAUGUAUAUAAAUCCAGGACCAAGAAAUCUUCUGUAACCAAGUUCUACCUUGCUAAGCAGGUGCUCGUUGGGUUUCUUCUUAUUUUACCGGCCAUAGAGCUGGCCCUUGUGUUCACAGAAAAUUCUGGACAAGCCUCAGUCCCUCCUAUUAAGUAUACCAAUCCAAUCCUCUACCUGUGCACGUGGCUCCUGGUUUUGCUGAUCCAACACAGCAGGCAAUGGUGUAUACAGAAGAACUCUUGGUUCCUGUCCAUAUUCUGGAUACUCUCAAUAUUUUGUGGCACUUUCCAGUUUCAGACUCUGAUCCGGGCACUCUUACAGGACAGCAAGUCUAAUAUGGCCUAUUCCUGCCUGUACUUCAUUUCCUAUGGAUUUCAGAUCCUCAUCCUGAUCCUUUCAGCCUUCUCAGAAACAAGAGAUUCAUCACAUAAUCCAUCAUCCACAGCUUCAUUUCUGAGUAGCAUUACCUUUAGUUGGUUUGACAGAAUGGUUGUGAAAGGUUACAAACAACCUUUGACAUUAGAAGACAUCUGGGAUGUCGAUGAAGAGAUUAAAACGAAGAGUGUAGUGAGUAGGUUUGAAGCGUUCAUGGCAAGAGACCUACAGAAAGCCAGGCAGGCGUUCCAGAGACGGCGGCAGAAGAACUCCCAGCGGAGCUCCACGCUUCAUGGCCUGAAUAAGAACCAAAGUCAAAGCCAAGAUGUCCUUGUCCUGGAAGAAACUAAAAAGAAGAAAAAGAAGUCUGGGAACACAAAAGAUUAUCCCAAAUCCUGGCUGGUCAAAUCCCUCUUCAGGACUUUCUAUAUGGUGCUCCUGAAAUCAUUCCUAUUGAAACUCGUGCAUGAUAUCUUCUUGUUUCUGAAUCCUCAGCUGCUGAAAUUUCUCAUUGCCUUCGUGAGUGACCAAGACACAUACGUGUGGGCUGGAUACCUCUUUGCCAUCCUCUUGUUUGCUGUGACUCUCAUCCAGUCCAUCUGCCUUCAGAGUUACUUUCAAAUAUGUUUCAUGCUGGGAAUGAGUGUGCGGACUACCAUCAUGGCUUGUGUGUAUAAGAAGGCGCUGACCCUAUCCAACUUGGCCAGGAAGCAGUACACUGUUGGGGAAACUGUGAACUUGAUGUCUGUGGAUGCCCAGAAGUUGAUGGAUGUGACCAACUACUUGCACUUGGUGUGGUCAACUUGUUUCCAGAUUAUCGUAUCCAUCUAUUUCCUGUGGAGAGAGUUGGGCCCCUCAGUCUUUGCAGGUAUUGGAGUCAUGGUUCUCCUAGUUCCAGUUAAUGGAAUACUGGCCACCAAGAACAGGCAUACUCAGGUCAAAAAUAUGAAGUAUAAAGACAAGCGUUUAAAAAUCAUGAAUGAGAUUCUCAGUGGGAUAAAGAUCUUGAAAUAUUUUGCCUGGGAACAUUCAUUUGAAGACCAAGUCUACAAUCUUCGGAAGAAAGAGCUCAAAAACUUAAGGAGUUUUGGUCAGCGGCAGGCCCUUAUGAUAUUGCUUCUACAGUUAGCUCCAGUCCUGGUGUCUGUGGUCACAUUUUCUGUUUAUGUUCUGGUGGACAGCAACAAUAUUUUGGAUGCAGAAAAGGCUUUCACCUCCAUCACCCUCUUCAAUAUUCUCCGCUUCCCUCUGACCAUGCUUCCCAUGGUGGUCUCGUUCAUCCUCCAGGCCAGUGUUUCUACAGAGCGGCUAGAGAAGUACUUGGGAGGGGAUGACUUGGACACAUCUGCCAUUCGCCAUGUCUGCAAUUUUGAUAAAGCUGUGCAGUUUUCUGAGGCCUCUUUUACCUGGGACCGGGACUUGGAAACCACGAUCCAAGAUGUGAACUUGGACAUUUUGCCAGGCCAAUUGGUAGCUGUGGUAGGCACUGUGGGCUCUGGAAAAUCUUCUUUGAUGUCAGCUAUGCUGGGAGAAAUGGAACAUGUCCAUGGGCACAUCACCAUCAAGGGUACUACAGCCUAUGUCCCCCAGCAGGCCUGGAUUCAGAACGGCACCAUAAAGGACAACAUCCUUUUUGGAUCUGAAUUUAAUGAAAAGAGGUAUCAGCAAGUUCUAGAAGCCUGUGCUCUCCUCCCAGACUUGGAAAUACUGCCUGGAGGAGACUUGGCUGAGAUUGGAGAGAAGGGCAUAAAUCUCAGUGGUGGUCAGAAGCAGCGAGUCAGCUUGGCCAGAGCUACCUAUCAAAAUUCAGACAUCUACAUUCUAGAUGACCCCCUGUCAGCUGUGGAUGCUCAUGUAGGAAAACACAUUUUCAAUAAGGUCUUUGGCCCCAGUGGCAUGUUGAAUGGCAAGACUCGCAUCUUGGUCACACAUAGCAUUCACUUUCUCCCCCAAGUGGAUGAGAUUGUAGUUCUGGGAAAUGGCACCAUCUUGGAGAAAGGAUCCUAUCAUGAUCUGCUGGCCAAGAAAGGAGUGUUUGCUAAGAAUAUGAAGACAUUCCUGAAUCAUUCAGGUCCUGAAGGGGAGGCCACAGUCAAUGAUGACAGUGAGGAAGAAGAUGACUGCGGGUUGGUACCCACUAUGGAGGAGCUCCCUGAGGACGCAGCUUCCUUAAACAUGAGAAGAGAGAACAGCCUUCGUCGAACAAUGAGCCGCAGCUCUAGGUCCAGUGGCAAGCAUCUGAAGUCCCUGAAAAACUCCUUGAAAAUUCAGGACGUGAAAGCAUUGAAGGAGAAGGAAGACUUAGUAGUGAAAGGACAAAAACUAAUUAAGAAGGAAUUUGUGGAAACUGGAAAGGUGAAGCUGUCCAUCUACCUGAAAUAUCUACAAGCAGUAGGAUGGUGUUCGAUAUUCUUCAUCAUCUUCAUCUUUAUAAUGAAUUCUAUUGCUUUCAUUGGAUCCAACUUCUGGCUGAGUUCUUGGACCAGUGACUCUGAAAUUUUCAACAGCACUAACUACCCAGCCUCUCAAAGGGACAUGAGAAUUGGGGUCUUUGGAGCUCUGGGGCUAGCACAAGGUAUAAGUGUGUUUAUUGCAAGUUUCUGGAGUGUCUAUUCUUUUAUCCAUGCAUCCAAAAUUUUGCACAGACAACUGCUGAAUAACAUCCUUCGGGCACCCAUGAGUUUUUUUGACACAACCCCCACGGGCCGGAUUGUGAACAGAUUUUCUGGUGAUAUUUCCACCAUGGAUGAUAUCCUCCCUCAGACCUUGCGCAACUGGAUUGUGUGCUUCCUGGCCAUAGUCAGCACCCUUGUCAUGAUCUGCAUAGCCACCCCUGUCUUCACCAUCAUCAUCAUUCCUCUUGGCAUUAUUUACGUGUCUGUUCAGGUAUUUUAUGUGGCUACUUCCCGCCAGCUGAGACGACUGGAUUCCAUCACUAGGUCUCCAAUCUACUCUCACUUCAGUGAGACUGUAACAGGUCUAACUGUCAUCCGUGCCUUUGAGCACCAGCAGCGAUUUCUAACACACAGUGAGACGGUGAUGGACACCAACCAGAAGUGCAUCUUUGCCUGGAUUUCCUCCAACAGAUGGCUUGCAAUCCGCCUGGAGUCCAUUGGAAACCUGAUCAUCUUCUGUUCAGCCUUGCUUCUGGUUAUAUAUAGGAAUACCCUACGUGGGGACACUGUGGGCUUUGUUCUGUCCAAUGCCCUCAAUAUCACACAAACCUUAAACUGGCUAGUAAGGAUGACAUCAGAAGCAGAAACCAACAUUGUGGCUAUUGAGCGAAUAAAUGAGUACAUAAAUGUGGAAAAUGAGGCACCCUGGGUGAUGGAUAAGAGACCUCCAGCCGAUUGGCCCAGCAAGGGUGAGAUCCAGUUUAGCGACUAUCAGGUGCGGUACCGGCCUGAGCUGGACCUGGUGCUGAAAGGGAUCACUUGUCACAUCAAGAGUAGCGAGAAGGUUGGUGUGGUGGGGAGGACUGGAGCUGGGAAGUCAUCCCUCACAAACUGCCUCUUCAGAAUCUUAGAGGCUACGGGUGGUCAGAUCAUCAUUGAUGGAAUAGAUAUUGCUUCCAUUGGGCUGCACGAUCUACGAGGGAAACUAACUAUCAUCCCCCAGGACCCCAUCCUGUUCUCUGGAAGCCUGAGGAUGAAUUUAGACCCUUUCAACAACUACUCUGAUGAAGAGCUCUGGAAUGCCCUGGAAUUGGCUCACCUCAAAUCCUUUGUGGCGGGCCUACAACAUGGCUUGUCCUAUGAAGUGGCAGAGGGUGGCGAUAACCUGAGCAUAGGGCAGAGGCAGCUCCUAUGCCUGGGCAGGGCGGUGCUUCGGAAGUCCAAGAUCCUGAUCCUGGAUGAGGCCACUGCCGCGGUGGACCUGGAGACAGAUCACCUCAUCCAGACGACCAUCCGAAAUGAGUUCUCCCAGAGCACGGUCAUCACCAUCGCCCACAGGCUGCACACCAUCAUGGACAGCGACAAGAUAAUGGUCCUAGACAACGGCAGGAUCGUAGAGUAUGGCAGUCCUGAAGAACUGCUGGCCAAAUCUGGCCUCUUCUAUUCCAUGGCCAAAGAAGCUGGCAUUGAGAAUGUGAACAACACAGCUCUGUAGCAGCAAGUCCCACGGGGAAGAGGACGUUCCGUAUUUACAUUUGUGUGUGUGACUAUGUUAUAGGUGAGAAGCUGGGCUUAAAAUACACUUUUUCUUUUUGAGAUGGGUCUCACUAGGGUACUCAAGCUGGCUUCAAACUCUGAGGAUCAUUUUUUAAAAUCCUCAUAAAUUCACUAAGAAAAUGCAUAUUACUGGGUCCUUUUCUCAGUUGCCCCAUCCUUGCCAACUACCUGUCUCAGAUAUAACCAUUUUCCUGAAUUUCAUAAUUAUUCCUUUGUCAUUUUAGGUUUGCUACCUUUGUAUAUUUAAACAAUAUAUGUCAUUUUAUCUUAUGUAAUCACCUUGUAUCUGUCCUUUUAUGACUCCAUUCUUUUGUUUGAUAAUAUAUUUGAGCUCCAUCCAUGUUGAAACAAAUAGUGAGGUCCAUUCAUUUCACCAUUCUUCUAUAGAUGCUGUUGUAUAAAUAUAUUACAAUUUAUCCACUUAA
Molecule: messenger RNA, 5329 nt
Organism: Jaculus jaculus (lesser Egyptian jerboa)
Lineage: Eukaryota; Metazoa; Chordata; Mammalia; Rodentia; Dipodidae
Gene: Abcc2
Product: ATP binding cassette subfamily C member 2
Exons: 32
Coding region: 214-4842 (1542 amino acids)
Biological process (GO): transmembrane transport
Cellular component (GO): apical plasma membrane
Molecular function (GO): ABC-type transporter activity; ATP binding; ATP hydrolysis activity
Source: RefSeq, a predicted model, not a curated record